Molecule: messenger RNA, 4323 nt
Organism: Symbiodinium natans
Lineage: Eukaryota; Dinophyceae; Suessiales; Symbiodiniaceae
Source: the annotation of a GenBank genome assembly
AUGGCGGGCAUUGGGACUGAUCUUGAAGGGGCACAUCAGAGUACAAUACCGAUACCCGAUGACAGCGAUGAUGAACUUGAUCCCGCCAAUGAUGGUGCUCCAGCUUUGGCCAGCGGAGGAGAAUCUCCCAAAAGGGCGAAGCUUGGGCCUAGUUUUGCAAGUGGACGGGAAUCAGAGCCACUUGCUUUGCUGGAGGGGGCUCAAUCAACUGCACUCCCAGGCCUUUCAACCAUGUCGGCAGAGGCUCAACUUCAGAUUUUGCUCAGGGCUCAACAGCAAGAACCCGCGUGGGCCACCAGCAUGAAGGAGGUUUUUUCUGAGCAGAUUGCAAGGCUCGGAGGCGGCUUCCAAGAACUCCGCACCAAGAUCGAAACCUCGGAUGCAGCACACUCGAAUCGCAUGGACACAAUGCAACAACAGAUGGACGCCUUGCAGAAUGAAGUCAUGAAGAUGAAGGCGACGCCUCCCCCUUCGAACCUUUCGAACCUGCAGAGGGGGCAAUCCAGCUCAGCUCCAGAUCGUCAACCUUCGGCGAGGCUUCCUGCUAGGGACCAGCUUCCGGACCGCCAUCGAAACCAGCCAGGUGGGGAGACAAUGGAUACUGAUUUCAACCACCUGGUCUUGGGCGGCUGGGGGACAGAUAGUCGACGCCAGAUCGUGCUUGAUGAUGCUUGGGCUCUUCUGCGCAAUUUCCCUCAGAUCCCGGUGAAGUCGGUGCAAGUUAGAGGACCACGAACACGGAACGCGCAUGUGUAUCUGGAUGUUCUUCCUUUCCAAGCUGCCAAAGAGAGGUUCUAUGAGAUCCACUCGGCCUGCUCCAAGAAGUUCUCCACGACGGCUGGCCAGCUUAUCUGGAUUAGCCCAAAUCGUACCUUGGAAAGACGACAGCGCAACAAAGUCACGGGGCACUUCCUUGGAAAGCUUGAGGCCCUGUGCCCAGACGAAGACAGUAAGAAAGGCAUCGAAGUGGACUGGCAGUGGCAGCUCCUGUGGGCAGGAGACAAGCGGGCAAUUGGGCCCUCCAUGGAUGCACUUUUUGCUCCUGCCUCUGACCGCGCAGUCUCGGUGAACUUUAGGGGUGAGGAUGGUGUCACCGUUCGCUUUUACGCUAAUGUCACCGCCAUCUCUGAGUACACUGGAAAGGACUUGGGCGACGUGGAAGUAGGGUCGUGGAAUAUCCAUGGCUGCGAUAUCUUCAACUUCGGGGACUGGAGUGGACUCAUUGGUGAAGGUUGGGACGCCGUUGCCCUGCAGGAAAGUGAUUUGCAUGAUUUCUUUGUCCUUGGCACCAGUGACUUGGAUUCGUACCUCGGUCAAGUGAUUGUCUUCGACAAGUUGGUGUGUAAGCAAGUCUUACGCACUUUCAAGGGCGCAAGAUACAUCGGGGCACAAAUCCUCACCACGGGUAAUCAAGUUCUCACCAUCGUUGGGACUCACUUUCCUCAUGGGGACAAUUCCGACGCACAGUAUUCCGAAGCCCUUUGCGAUUUACAGCAGGGGAUGUACAGAUUUGCGAGAGAUGGUUGCGCAGUCCUCCUUGGUGAUUGGAAUGCUGACCCUCAAGAUGCCAACAAUCGUUAUAACAUGCUUUUUGGUGCUCUUUCUCUGUUCGGGUUUCGUUGUCACCUUACUGGAGAGUCAACUUGGCAUGGACAUAGGGGUGGUCACAAAGAGCUUGACUAUGCCUUCCUGUCACGAGACUUUACGAGCCGGAUGCAUCAGACCUCCAUCAAGAGGGCCUCUCAGGCGAGACUAGAACUUGGUUCUGAUCACGAUUUGGUGCUGCUUGCUUUCAUGAGGCCGCGCAAACAAGGGACUCGAUGCGGUAAGUGGAUUACCCUUCCUCAACAGCUGGAGAAUGGGCUUGUGGACCCAGACUGGUUUGCGCAACAAUCGGUGCAAGUGCAGAGCCAGAUUUUCGCGGACUGGGCACAGAAGUCGUCGACCAGAAGGCCCUCGUACAGAGAUCCUCCCGAAGUUAAGGAGUUGUGCCGUAAACGCCAUCUGUGUGCACAGCCUGCUGACAGAGCUGAGUACUCGAGACGAGUGCUCUCAGCUCGUAGAGAAGCCCGGAAACAGUGGCUUCAGGCCCUCCUGCACAAGGCGCAGGCAGGGGAUGCAGCAGCCAUAGCAUACUUGCGCAAUCGUGGUCGGCCCCCAACUGACUUUGCAACCUUGUGGUCGGCGCACUCUGGCCGGCAUGAGGCCGCCGAGGCGGUUGAAGCCCGUAUGCGCUGCCUUUAUGCGCCUGACCCUCCACCCUCAGAUGCAGCACUCCAUGAGCUAGAAGCCUCCCUGCAAGCAAAGUGUCACGACUUCAAGCCUUUCACAGCUGAUGAGUUGGCUGCAUCGGUGUGCAAACUCAAGUUGGGCAAGAGUUGUGGUGCGUCAGGGGUGUCGGCGGAGUUUCUCAAAGGUGUGCAUGCGCUGCCUGAGGGGGCCGCGCUCCUACUUACCCACAUGAACCACAUGCUGAGUCACGGGGAGCUGCCAGAGGGAUACUACAAGGCAUGGGUCAUUUUGAUCCCGAAGUGCACUCAAAUCCGGACUGCCAAGGACUUCCGGCCCAUCAAUCUAAUCGAAGCUAUGGCCAAACUAUAUACUGCCCUGUUGAUUCGGCGUAUCGGUGAUCAGCUUCCAGUGCCUCAGUGUCAAAUGGCUGGAUGCAAGGGGACGCAGACCCUGGAUGCGGUCAGCUGCUGUUGCCAUAGACUUGAAAGGGAAGCGAAAUGGGGCACAUCGUCGGUGUGGGUUUCUUUGGACGUUGAAGCUGCUUUCGAUUCCAUGUCGCAUUGGUCGGUGGGCAGUUUUUUGCUUGAGGUUUGCUCUGAUGAGGUGGCUUGGGAGUCCUUACGUCUUUUUCAGGCUCUCCGCAAUCCUCAACUUUGUUUCGAGCUCUUCGGUCAUCAGUGGUCUAUGCAUCAGCAGCAGGGGAUACAGCAGGGCUCCAGUUUCAGUGCCCAGUUGUUUGCAGCCGUGCUUGCACGUCGCAUGCAGCAGCUUUUUGACGUUUGGCGAGCCCGAGGUGAGCAGUGCUUGCAUGAUACCUACGGUUUAGUCUAUAUUGACGACAUCCUCCUUAACUUCUUCAAUGCUUCUGAUGCUCAUCGUCUACUUCCGGAAGUAGCGCAAGCACUAGCCGAGCUUGGUCUCAAGCUGCAUGAGGGCAAGUCGCAAGCGAUGACCUCCCCGUCGGUUUUCGAUGCUGUCGUUAGCAGCCUUCCUUCGGGUUCCAUGCUAGCCAGGUUUACUUGGGACACCUCCAUCGUGUAUCUCAAACGCAGGCUCAGUCAUCCCAACAGUGCAGCAGAUACCACCAAUCUUUUGCUUCGACAGUGCCAGAGGUCAUUUCAUGGCGCGUGGCAGUCCCUUCAGUCGAUUGUGUGCAGAAUUGGGUGGUGCAACAUUGUUCUGGUUUUGCAGGUCAUGCAACGGUAUAUUGCUUCUACUUGGUUGUGGUUGGCCCCUUUGCUCUACCCCCUAGUGCAGUACGUACGACAGGUUGACAUCUGGCAAUGCACUUAUACACUCAAUGCACUCAACCUCUACAUCCCAGAUGCUGCUCCACAAUCACUGGCAUUCGCUUUGCUCCGAUUGCGCCGUCGCGCAGUGCAGUCAGUCGUCUUGACUGACCGCAGAUGGCGGUGGGCUGACUCCUGGCUCAUGCGCAAGUGGAACUAUUUUGGGCAUGUUCUUCGAAUGCAUGCUUCGCACCCUGCGCGUUUGUCCUUCUUUCGCUGUCAGGGCGAACAGCAGCAAGGAGCUCCGUGGUCCUCUAGUCUUAGGUGUGUUAAGGUCAUGGUUCAACGGUUGGUUGGUGGAUCGAGUCUUCCUACUGAUGAGGCUCUUGCUGUGAGAGCUGCUGACAGAGACUGGUGGGCUGCAAAGGCUCCCCAGGUCCUUGAGUGGUAUGCUUACUGUCCCAAGAUCGGUACCAGCAAUUCUUGGCCCUGUCUUCGCAAGCUCUACAGUCUUUGUCCUUCAUGGUUACAGUUGGUGUAUGCGCAGCCUCUCCCUGAGGGAUUUUGUCUCCACUGGUUGUCUGUCGAAGAGGGCUGGAUGAGUCUCGCUGUGGUUGAGGGUUCAGAUGCCUGUAACUCCUGGGCGACUACACUUCAGCACAUCUGCAUGCUUUCUGCUCCCCUGGUCAUACAGCUACAUUUGGGCGAAGAGCUGGCGGAUAGUUUGCUCUUGUUCUUGCAUCACUUGGCUAGUCGUAUGUGGCAACAGUUUCAGCGCAUUCUACUAUUCGAUAUACUCACGGCCUUGCAGAUUUCUUUCCUGAAUUCACGCGUGCUUCCUCAUGGUGAUAUGGGUGCAUAG